CAAUGUUUUCAAAGCGCUGUGAUGUUCAUCAUAUCGGCUCCUGGUGUGAAAUAAACAGCAGACACAUUUAUUUCACAUGUUACAGCUGAUCUCUUUCACAUUAGUGGUCAGUAUGGGUCGUUUAGAGGACCGAGCUCGGUGAGCGUGAGAAUAGAUCAUCAAACCGAGGACGCUUGGAACAGCUGGUGCUGCGUGCCGGCUGUGUCGCCAGCCAGAGGACCCGACCAUCUGAAGCGGAGUGGGGGUAGUUAGAUAAGCUGUUUACAGCCUGGCCAGCAGGCCCACGUUGGAAGUGAAGCGAAGAAUGGACGGCUUCAUCACCGCAGGGAAACAUGGCUAUUGAUAAGAGGCGUUGCUCGGUACUGCUGGCAUCACCAUAACUGGACCUGGACUCCUGAAGGGAUGUUCACCCUCACAGAAGUAGCCUCUCUGAACGACAUCCAGCCAACAUAUCGUAUACUGAAACCAUGGUGGGACGUCUUCAUGGAUUAUCUGGGCAUCGUCAUGUUGAUGUUGGCCAUAUUUUCUGGAACGAUGCAGUUAACCAAGGACCAGGUGGUUUGUCUUCCUAUUCUGGAACAAACUACAGAGGACACCGGGAACUUUCUGGCUCCCCAGCCACCAGAGACAGUCGAUAGUUUAUGGAACAAAGAAAGUGCCAUCGGAGAGCAAGCUGCCCCUUUAAUGGCUAAGAAGCCUCCUGAUAUCAUCACCCCUAAGAGUCACUUCACACCGCCUGCUACUUUAGGGGAGCCUCAGCCCACGGGUGUCAGGACCAAGCUUGAUUUUCAACAGUAUGUGUUUGUGAACCAGAUGUGCUACCAUGUUGCCCUUCCUUGGUAUUCCAAGUAUUUCCCAUACCUUGCUCUGAUCCACACCAUUGUAUUAAUGGUCAGCAGCAACUUCUGGUUUAAGUACCCAAAGACCAGCUCCAAAAUUGAACAUUUUGUUUCCAUACUGGGAAAGUGUUUCGAGUCGCCUUGGACAACCAAAGCUCUUUCUGAGACUGCAUGUGAGGACUCGGAGGAGAACAAACAAAGACUGGCCGGUGCCUCCUCCCUCCUGAAGCAUCUGUCCACAAGCAGCGAGGAGGGGAGUCCUAACCAGUCCGCCCCCAUACUGACAAAAUCUGGGGUCACAUUUUCUGCUGAAAAGCUUGUCAGUGAAAUUCCCUCAAUGACCAUCCUGGACAAGAAAGAUGGCGAGCAAGCGAAAGCCCUUUUCGAAAAGGUGCGCAAGUUCCGUGCUCACGUGGAAGACAGUGACUUGAUCUACAGGCUGUAUGCCAUCCAGACAUUCAUCAAAACCGUCAAAUUCAUCCUGAUCCUCUGCUACACCAUGACUUUUGUUGCCUCUAUAGAUUUUGAUCAUGUGUGUGAGCCUGAAAUCAAGCAUUUGACUGGAUACAAAAGAUUCCAGUGUACUCACAACAUGGCGUUCAUGCUGAAGAAACUCCUCGUUAGUUACAUUGCUCUUAUAUGUGUUUAUGGUGUUAUCUGUAUUUACACGCUGUUCUGGCUUUUUCGGCGACCCCUCAAAGAGUAUUCCUUUGAAAAAGUCAGAGAGGAGAGCAGCUUUAGUGAUAUACCAGACGUCAAAAACGACUUUGCGUUCCUCCUACACAUGGUGGACCAGUACGACCAGCUCUAUUCAAAGCGUUUUGGUGUCUUCCUCUCCGAGGUGAGUGAGAACAAACUUCGAGAGAUCAGCCUGAACCACGAGUGGACCUUUGAGAAGUUGAGGCAGCAUGUGACGCGCAAUCCUCAAGACAAGCUGGAGCUCCAUCUCUUCAUGCUCUCCGGAGUGCCAGACGCUGUGUUUGAUCUCACAGAUUUGGAAAUCCUCAAACUAGAGUUAAUCCCAGAGGCCAGGAUAACAGCCAAAAUCUCACAAAUGAUAAACCUCCACGAGCUACACAUCUAUCACUGUCCUGCCAAAGUUGAACAGACAGCUUUUAUCUUUCUUCGUGAUUACCUCCGGUGCCUUCAUGUCAAAUUCACAGAUGUUGGUGAGAUUCCUAGCUGGGUAUACUUGCUGAAAAGUUUAAGGGAACUGUACCUGGUUGGUAACCUGAACUCUGAAAACAACAAAAUGAUCGGUCUUGAAUCUUUGAGAGACCUCAGGCACUUAAAGAUUCUUCAUCUCAAGAGCAACCUCACAAAGAUCCCGACAAACAUAACCGAUCUGUCUCCACAUCUGAUCAAGCUGGUCAUCCAUAAUGAUGGUACAAAGCUCUUAGUGCUUAACAGUCUGAAGAAAAUCAUGAAUCUUGCUGAGCUGGAGCUCCUUAACUGUGAGCUGGAGCGUAUCCCCCACGCCAUCUUCAGUCUGACCAACCUUCAAGAACUGGACCUGAAGUCCAACAACAUCCGCACCAUAGAGGAGAUCAUCAGCUUUCAGCACCUCAAGAGACUGACGUGCCUCAAACUGUGGCAUAAUAAGAUCAUCACCAUACCAUUGUCUAUUAGCCAUGUCAAAAACCUCGAGUCCCUUUAUCUCUCACACAACAAACUGGAGUCUCUACCCUCAUCAUUGUUCACCCUCCUCAAGUUGAGGUACCUCGAUGUCAGCCACAACUCUAUCUCUGUUAUACCUCUGGAGGUUGGCUUUCUCCAGAACCUCCAACAUUUUGCCAUCAACGCCAACAAAGUUGAGGUAGUUCCCAAGCAACUGUUCAAGUGCAACAAACUAAGGACCUUAUGUCUCAGCCACAACUGUAUCUCCUCCAUUCCAGAGAAAAUUGGCCAACUCUCGCAGCUCACGCAUCUGGAACUGAAGGGCAACUGCCUGGAUCGUCUUCCCGCUCAGCUCGGUCAGUGCGGUCUCUUGCGCAGGAGCUGCCUGAUCGUGGAGGACCACCUCUUUGACUCGCUCCCCAUAGAGAUCAAAGAGAGCAUCAAUCAGGAAGCUAGUGUUUCUUUUCCAAAUGGGUGUAAGUGUCUUAGUGAUGGGCGAUAGUCACAUCCUACAUUGAAUCAAAUGUCCAGCAAACACUUUCGGUACAGAGAAUGACAGUUGAGGUUGUACUCUAGUGUACGGUAUUUAUGACGUUUAAGCAAUGUGUUAAAAGAACAAAGCAGUGGUGGUACAGCUGGAGGAGUGUUAGGAGAACUUUAGAAGUACUCAUGGCUUGUGUCAUGUCUAUAUACAAUUCACGUACACCGUAUAAAUUAAAGGAAAAGCCUGAAUGCUUGAAUCCCACUAUGAGGUAAUGUACGAGCUCUGUUACGCCGUGUUUGCUGUUAUAAUUUGGGUCCACUUGUGACUGAUGCCACCAAUGCUAACAGAGAAGUUGUCAGGAGUGGUUCAUUUGGUACAUAUUCACAUGGUGGCCAUUUUAUUCUAUUAUAGUGAUCAAGGUGGUAAGCCUCAAUGCAUUUGAAAAGAUACAAAUUAUUCCUCAUUUUAAAAACCUCAAAUAUGGGCUGAAAAUAAGGUCAUGGGUGCUCAGUGGAGAGUUGUAAUCCUUUUCUGCCGUAGCCAUCAUUACGAUCACUAAACGCAUCGCCUGAUCUGAGUGGUGUUUACUCUGUAUUUGUCAACCAUGGAGAUGUGUGACGUACAGGUACGGCAACACCACUUAGACAAACUGCACGUAGAACUACACAAACACAGUUUAUCGUCUUGAUAUGUAGAGGAGCCCAAAGCAUUUUUGUCUUUCAAAUGUUUUGGAGUAAAAGUUAUAAGUGCCCCCCAAAAUGUUUACAGACGGGACAAUUUAUUCUGACAAUCCAGAGGGAUACUUGGUUAUGUGAGUCCAUAAGGAGUUUCUGAUUAUGUAUGAAAAAAAAACAUUAAUUUAGAUUAAAGCUGGGGUUGGUAGUCUCGGAAAACCAGCAUGAAUUUGAAUGUAGCAUUUCCUCAUGAAUCCAUCUAACCCCUCCCUUCCUCCCUCGGAGCUCCUCCAAAACGACGCCCCCCCCGCUCACAUGCACGAGCGCCUCUGAUUCUCGACCAUAUGAUCGUGACUGAUUCAAAACCGGUCCUCACCAAAACAUUAUCAUAGUGAAAGUUAAAAACACAAACAAACAUGGCUGCUGUUAGUACUCACAACUAUCAUGCUAGCAUUAUCCAGUUGUACCGGUGACACGAUAUCAGGAGAAAAGUUAUAACACAUAUAUAAUACUGUAACAGCUCUACUGUUUGUUAAACGUGUUCAGUGUAGAUGUUCUUAAUUCCUACAGUGUUGACGGUCAGUGAAGGCAUCAGGAGAGGUGUAGAGUGUGCGAGUGGGAGAGAGCAGAGGAGAAGUUUUUCAUUCAUUCAAACUUUGAUUGUUGCUUUGUUGGUUGGCGUGAUCACGGCCGACAGUGACCGGUUAUUAAAGAUCAACGUGUUCACGAAUCGGCUCGUCAUCACUACAGCGUCCGGACGGACGCUACAAUAAAUAUAUAUUUUCUGUAGGACUUACUGAACGUCAUUAAUUAUUCUGCUUGUUGGUGAGAGCUUUUUAGACUCUGAUCUGGACUACAGUCCUGAGCAAAGCACCUCAUCAGGUCAGAGGGGACAGGCCCAAGGACGAGCGAGAGGGGCAGUAAAUAGAGUCAGGGGAAGUAGAGGCAGGAGACGGGGACUCGGAGGAGUGCACGCCGGGGAAAUGUACGCGCAGGAGGAGGGCAGAACGGCUGGACGGGAUUUGAUUGGUUUAAAAUUUGGGGAGCCAAAAAUCAGUGAUUGGUUGGUGUUUUCCCAGGUUUACUCCGGCUGUAGAUAUCAGCUUUUUUUCACUCUUUUUUAGGAACACAUCAUGUAAUGAUUGGCAUCAGGACAUAAAGAUCAUUUUAACCAGUAUGACAAAAAGUGUAUCUAAAUCUGAUUACCAACCCCAGCUUUAACAGUGCUUCCUUUUUGUGACUUCGAAAAACCAACAUGGCCAUCCUCAACAAGACAAUAUUUGUAUUGUGAUUUUUAAAGCCUGUAGCCAAUGCGAGGAGGUAGGUGGUAGAUGACUAGAUUUACUCCACGCUGAAGAAAGCCUUUUUUCGUACUUUUUCCUCACUAAAAGACUGCAUGAAGAUUUUUUUGUCAGAACUACGGAUGUACAUUUUAAGUAUUUUACGUGAUCGAUUUUUGGAAAUGUUAACAAUCAAUUAUUGAUUAAUCAAUAAAAAAAAACAUAAUUAUUCUUAUGUCAAAAACAAUGCUCAAUACAUUUUUUCCCCCUAGAUUAUAUUGAAUACAGCAACAAAAUGUAUAUAACUGACGGUAUUGAAUACGGGUAGCAUGUUUAACACUGAUUAUCAAUGAUCAGGCUCAUAUACAUAUUCUCCGUUGACAUAGUCUUAUAAUGUGAAGCCUCAUAAUACUAACAGAAAAGAACUUCAGACUCACAGCGUCCAGUUUUCUGCCUACUCGUUCUUAUUGAGAAAAAUUAGCACGUGUAUUCGAUCAGGUGCCAGCUGGGAGCUCAACCGGGUCAGAAUCAGUCCAGCUGCAGAAAAGCUCAGACGGCUCUGAUGUUGCUGGUCUGAAGACAUAGUGUACUAGCAAUUCGCACCAGUCUGUUGGCUUUGUAUCCAAAGGUUGAAAUGUCCUGUUUAAAGUUGUCAACCUUUGUGUCAGUGUCGUUGUUGGCAGCAGUUGCGCAUUGAUCCUGAUUAUAAAGCGCUCAUGGAGACCUGACGCACAGCCGCCAGCUGCCAGCUGCCAGCUGAGCGUCUCUGCUGACAGCUGAUUUACAUCCAAACAUGCUUUAAACUUAAAAAACCUCCCUGAUAGCUGAAUGUAAUAUGAGACCACAUGAUGUUUGUUCCAUGUGAUGGAAAAUUGAAAACAAAAAUGCGUGAAGUAAUUUCUUAACAAUCAAUUAAUUGAUAAUCGACUAAUUGUGUACAUCCCUAGUCAGAACACAAGAACUUAUACAUCUAUGGGAUGAAAUCAGGAAAGAUGUAAGAGGUAGUGUGUUGCCCACAGGGAGUGUCACAGUUGAAACAGAGAGUUCCUCACAGGAGCUUUAAGUUUUGACACAGUUUUGAUAACUGAUUAGCUUCAAUUCGAGACUGCUAAUGCUAGCAUUCAACCAGUUCCUGGCAAACACAAUGUAAGCUCACAAUCCAAGCCUUUCUUGAGGUAUUUGGUUACUGCAUCAAACAGUAUGUUAUUCUGAAGCCACUCUCUAGUUUGUAAGUUUAUGUUGUACUGCUCGUAGUUAGCUCGUAGCUUGCAGGACAUUAUAACAGCAUUUGAGCUAACCACCCUGAGGUCAGGAGUAAAAGGGCUGCUGUUUGAAUCAACUUCACUGAAGCUGUACUGGCAGCAUAUGGUGGCCCAUCAUGUCAGACACUUUCUAAUGUUUUUUUUUUGUCCUGUAUCAACCACAGACUUUAACGUUUUUUCUCCCGUGUUUCAGUUCAUGUAGAUGCACGGUAGCAGCUUAAUGGCUCACAUAUUUCUACCUUUUGUAUGCACAAACACUUAUUGUGAAGGAAGAUAAAUUUAUAUUCACUUGAAACAAAAACAUUUUUAAAACCUGAGAUUUGUUAGAUUCCCUUUACAUUAGAAGUAGGUACCCUUAAGUGACUUUGAUUUAAAGGGAAAGUUCACUCAAAUUGUUGAAAUGAGCUUCGAGGUCUAGCCAUGGGGAUAGGUUUUUAUGGGCCUACUUUUUGGAGUUAAAAGAAUGCAAAUAAAUAAUAAUAAUAAUGUGUGGUGCUCAACACAAUGAAAUCUGGUAUUUUAAGAAUAUCUAUAGACUUUUCUCCUCAGAGUGUGUAAACCUGCCAUUUUUAUUACACCUAUAUUUGAUCAGCCAAAUAUUCUCGGUGAAAUCUGUUUACAGUCAGAGUGCCGGUCAUCCAGAGGGGUGAGGACAUUGCUGCUGGAAAGGUUUUUUUUUUUAAAUUGAGAGCACCAUAAUUAAUACUGCAUUCCUGUCCAUUAUAUUGGGAUGAGGGUAGAAACCUUACACAUGUUCAAUAAAAGUGGUUGAAAACUCCAGAGAAAAACAUUAAAUGAAUGAAUUACAGUAAGCAGCAUGUCAGAUUUACGUCUGGAUCUGAGGUCAUGUAAGACUCUUUUACACGUAUUACUGCAGUAUCAGCUGAAAAAUACUGCAUCAACAUAAUAAACAACUGUAUGUAUAGCCUUGUGUUCACAUUCACCUUUUGCAUUCCAGUUUCAGUUUACCUGUAAAACAUUUUCAUGUGAACAGCAAACUGAUGAAGGUUCCUAUCUGCUCCUUUUUUCUAUUGCUUGAAAAAUCUGAACCAUGCCAUCAUUUUUUUCCACAAAGAUUAGAAAUCAGUUUGUGUCAUUUCUUGUGUACAGCCAACGCACAAAGAUGUUUUUUUUUUUAUGUUCUUUCAUAUUUGAAUGUUGUCAAAUGUAUAUUUACCAUGUAAUUUGUGCGCCCAUUGUAUGUAUUUAUUACCUCAGUAUCUGUUUUCCUCACUGCACAGCACUUUGCCAGUCCAGUUUUCAAACGUGCUAAAAAAUAAAGGAACUCCCACAAU
This is a messenger RNA of Notolabrus celidotus (New Zealand spotty), 7451 nucleotides long. RefSeq names its product leucine rich repeat containing 8 VRAC subunit Db (gene lrrc8db). The record is from RefSeq and is a predicted model, not a curated record. The transcript is spliced from 2 exons. Gene Ontology annotation, molecular function: protein binding. NCBI's taxonomy places the organism in Eukaryota, Metazoa, Chordata, Actinopteri, Labriformes, Labridae. The coding region runs from base 403 to 2958 and encodes 851 amino acids.